This is a messenger RNA of Haliotis rufescens (red abalone), 1635 nucleotides long. RefSeq names its product dentin sialophosphoprotein-like. The transcript is spliced from 2 exons. The coding region runs from base 1 to 1635 and encodes 544 amino acids. NCBI's taxonomy places the organism in Eukaryota, Metazoa, Mollusca, Gastropoda, Lepetellida, Haliotidae. The record is from RefSeq and is a predicted model, not a curated record.
AUGGCAAUGUAUGGCACCCGAUUGGUCGAAAGGGGAAUCGAUCAGAAGAAAAGAUUUAGAUGCAGGUCCCCCAAACAUGUUGAUAACAGGUUGAACACAAACACCACCAAGCUAAAAACAUCGGACAACACAAACACCACCAAGCUAAAAACAUCGGACAACCCAAACACCACCAAGCUAAAAACAUCGGACAACACAAACACCACCAAGCUAAAAACAUCGGACAACACAAACACCACCAAGCUAAAAACAUCGGACAACACAAACACCACCAAGCUAAAAACAUCGGACAACACAAACACCACCAAGCUAAAAACAUCGGACAACACAAACACCACCAAGCUAAAAACAUCGGACAACACAAACACCACCAAGCUAAAAACAUCGGACAACACAAACACCACCAAGCUAAAAACAUCGGACAACACAAACACCACCAAGCUAAAAACAUCGGACAACACAAACACCACCAAGCUAAAAACAUCGGACAACACAAACACCACCAAGCUAAAAACAUCGGACAACACAAACACCACCAAGCUAAAAACAUCGGACAACCCAAACACCACCAAGCUAAAAACAUCGGACAACACAAACACCACCAAGCUAAAGACAUCGGACAACACAAACACCACCAAGCUAAAAACAUCGGACAACACAAACACCACCAAGCUAAAAACAUCGGACAACACAAACACCACCAAGCUAAAAACAUCGGACAACACAAACACCACCAAGCUAAAAACAUCGGACAACACAAACACCACCAAGCUAAAUACAUCGGACAACACAAACACCACCAAGCUAAAAACAUCGGACAACACAAACACCACCAAGCUAAAAACAUCGGACAACACAAACACCACCAAGCUAAAAACAUCGGACAACACAAACACCACCAAGCUAAAAACAUCGGACAACACAAACACCACCAAGCUAAAAACAUCGGACAACACAAACACCACCAAGCUAAAAACAUCGGACAACACAAACACCACCAAGCUAAAAACAUCGGACAACCCAAACACCACCAAGCUAAAAACAUCGGACAACACAAACACCACCAAGCUAAAGACAUCGGACAACACAAACACCACCAAGCUAAAAACAUCGGACAACACAAACACCACCAAGCUAAAAACAUCGGACAACACAAACACCACCAAGCUAAAAACAUCGGACAACACAAACACCACCAAGCUAAAGACAUCGGACAACACAAACACCACCAAGCUAAAGACAUCGGACAACACAAACACCACCAAGCUAAAGACAUCGGACAACACAAACACCACCAAGCUAAAAGCAUCGGACAACACAAACACCACCAAGCUAAAAGCAUCGGACAACACAAACACCACCAAGCUAAAGACAUCGGACAACACAAACACCACCAAGCUAAAGACAUCGGACAACACAAACACCACCAAGCUAAAGACAUCGGACAACACAAACACCACCAAGCUAAAGACAUCGGACAACACAAACACCACCAAGCUAAAAACAUCGGACAACACAAACACCACCAAGCUAAAAACAUCGGAAUUCAGCGGAACAAUCAAGCUUCAUAAGGAUCUCGGGAAAUGGCGAGGGGAGUCACGAGACGAUCUAAUCGUCGAUUCAUGUCAUGUUUGA